AUGGCCAGAGAAAGCAACGCUCCUGCGGAGCCCCUCACUCCAGGCAAGCCAAAUCCUCAAGCUCGCCCCGCCCAGGUUCAGCAGCAACCAGAAUUCGGAAAGCCCUCGCCGAUCGGCCACCCACAACACCGAUCAAACCAUCUUUUCAAUAUCCCGAAGCCCAACCAGUCUCGAGCCGAACAUCACCGACCUGCCCCUCGACCGCAACCUCAGCAUCCCGGUCAUCAUGCCGCGCAUCAGCCAUACCGCCAGCCCGCUACAGGUGGCCCAGCUGCGACCCCGUCAGCGAAGCGUAGCGAGCCGUGGGAUCCCUUCAAACCAGUGGCACCAUCGGCCUACAACAAUGCUCGUCCGCUCAACCCACCCGGCUCAGUGAGCAUCAAGCGCCCUGAGAAUGUCACCUGGACAACUCCGCGUGCCCCGCGGCCGAUCUUUACAUCAAAGCCAAUUCCACCAAAGAUGUCGAAUGCUUCUAAGAACCUCCAGAGCUUCAUAGACCUCACUCAAGAUGAUAAUGGCUCUGUUGCUAGAUCCGGCCCUCGUGCGCCACCUGAUUUUGGGGCUAUGGAUAUGAACGGGUAUGUGGAUACAGCUAUGGCACAGGAGAACAUCAAAGCCUUGCUGGAGGGUGCAUUUGAAGACGAGGAGGAGAAAUCCGUAUCCAAGCCGAAGUCCAAGAAAAAAGGAAAAAAGAAGAAGCAGUCCAAGAAAACCUCAAACGAGGAGAAGAAAGAACCAGUCGCCAAGGAUACGAAGAAAGAACAGGCUGCCGAUGACCUUGACGAUCUCGCUGCUCAGCUUCAAGGAGUCACUGUAAACGAUGCAAAGGACUCUAAUGACGAUUCCAACUACGUGCCUGAAGAAAGAAGCCCCUCAGAUAGUCCAUCCAUCGAAGAGGACGAAGUCGCCGAGGAAGAAAAGGAUGACGUCGAAGCCGAAGAGGAAGAAGAUGAGGAGGAAGAAGAGGAAUCAGAUGAUGAAGAGGAUAGUGUGGUUGAGGGCCUGAAAGUAACCCUUUUGCCGCAUCAAAUUGACGGUGUGCGAUGGAUGUGCGACAAAGAGACCGGCCGAAAGACGACUAAAGGAAUUUUCCCCAAGGGCGGAAUCCUUGCCGACGAUAUGGGCUUGGGCAAAACAGUGCAAGCUAUUGCUUUGAUACUCAGAAACCGCAAAUCCCACCACGAACACAGCGAUAACACCGACGAAAAGGAGGGCAAAACUACCAAGCUGCCUCCCAACUGCAGCAGUUCUACAUUGGUCAUUGCGCCCCUUGCGCUGAUCAAACAGUGGGAAUCUGAAAUCAAAGACAAAGUCGAAAAGACCCACAAGCUCUCUGUGUGCGUCUAUCAUGGUGCGACACGGGCAAAGACCUCAAAGAACUUGGAUGACUAUGAUAUUGUUAUUACGACAUAUGGUACACUUACCUCGGACUUCAACUCAUCCGCUACGGACAAGGCUAAGAAGGCCGGUCUGUUCUCGAACCACUGGUACCGUAUUAUUCUCGAUGAAGCACACACCAUCAAGAACCGAAACGCCAAAGCAACGCAAUCAGCAUAUGCGUUGGAUGCUCAAUACCGGUGGUGCCUAUCAGGAACACCCUUGCAGAACAACCUGGAUGAACUGCAAAGUCUGAUCAAGUUUCUUCGAGUAAAGCCUUACGAUGACUUGGCUGCUUGGAGAGAUCAGAUCAGCCGACCGUUGGCCAAUGGCCGCGGGGGUCUUGCUAUCCAGCGGCUCCAGGUCUACUUGAAGGCUUUCAUGAAACGACGUACUAAGGAUGUCCUCAAACUCAACAACGAUGUAAAAGAUGGCGAAGAAGGAGAAAAUGGCAAGCCUAAGAAGUCCAACGGCUUCCACAUCACCAAACGUGAGGUCAUUAAGGUGGCCCCCGAAUUCAUGCCUGGAGAAUUGAACUUCUACAAACGCCUGGAACAACGCACGGAAAACAGCCUUGAGCAGAUGAUGGGCGGUGCCAAGGUUGAUUACGCCGGCGCUUUGGUACUGCUUUUGCGUCUUCGUCAGUGUUGCAACCACCCGGACCUUGUCAAAGGCGAUUUGGCCAAAGACAAAGAUAUUCUUUUGCAAACCAAUCCUACCACCACCCAAUCUUCGCAACCGAAGUCUGAUGACCUCGACAGUAUGGCUGAACUCUUCGGCGCAAUGAGUGUUGUGACCAAGAAAUGUGACGUCUGCCAAACGGAACUUAGCCAAGACCAGGCCAAGGCUGGUAGUACUCGCUGCGAUGAAUGUGAAGCCGAUCUCAACACCAACAUCAUUGGCACAGACAAGAAAAAGAAGAAGUUGAAGAAGAGUCGCAAAGAGAAGGAUGUUCCGGAAUCUCCUUCCCUGCGCAGAUCCGAGGCCCAGCUUGCCCGUUCUCGCAAGAACCGACGAGUCGUCCUUGACAGUGAUGAUGAAGAGGAAGAGGGCGACUGGGUCGUUCCCGAGGAUCAACGCAAAUUGCCAAGCCUCGGCAAGGCAGGUGGUUCAGAUGAUGAGAAUGCUGAAGGUGGCGGCGAAUGGCUCAACUCCGAAGACGAGACUGAUGAUGAGAUCGAGUCUCCAUCUAGGAGAAAGAGCAAACCCAUCGUUUUGAGCGACUCCGAGGAUGAGGAGUCUGAAUCUGAUGAGGAGUACAACGAGGAAGGUGAAAACGGCGAGUUGCCAUCCACUAAGAUCCGUCAUUUGAUGAAGAUUCUCAAUCGUGAGGCACCCGACUUCAAGUUCAUUGUCUUCUCCGUCUUCACCUCCAUGCUCGACAAGAUUGAGCCUUUCCUGAACUCGGCCAAUAUCGGCUUUGCACGUUACGACGGUGGAAUGGCGAACAACCACCGUGAGGCUAGUCUUGAGAAACUCCGCAACCACAGCGGAACCCGUGUGCUGCUUUGUAGUCUACGCGCUGGUGCAUUGGGUCUGAACUUGACUGCCGCCAGUCGUGUUGUCAUUCUGGAGCCUUUCUGGAAUCCCUUCGUGGAAGAGCAAGCCAUCGAUCGUGUCCAUCGUCUCAACCAGACAAUUGAUGUCAAAAUCUAUAAGAUGGUCAUCAAGGGCACUGUCGAAGAGCGAAUUGUGGAGCUGCAAGAUCGCAAGCGCGAGCUAGCAAACGCCACCAUUGAAGGCAAGGCUGGCGCUGGCAAAUUGACCAUGCGUGAUAUGAUGGCGCUGUUCGGCCGCGACGCCGAAUCAAAGUUCACCGAUAACCAGAGCACACUGGACUUCAAUAGCAAAGUAGGCUUGUUGAACUCUGGAGAAGAUGCUACACCCGCGCGUAUGUCUUCGCAGGUGUCCUAUUCUGACCCUCGCAGCCGUGGCCGGGAAUCCCAGCCUAACCGUCCUCGAAAUGAGGAUUCGGUUUAUGGUCGUCGCUGGUGA
Molecule: messenger RNA, 3372 nt
Organism: Penicillium antarcticum
Lineage: Eukaryota; Fungi; Ascomycota; Eurotiomycetes; Eurotiales; Aspergillaceae
Product: putative SNF2 family helicase/ATPase
Exons: 2
Coding region: 1-3372 (1123 amino acids)
Cellular component (GO): cytoplasm
Molecular function (GO): ATP binding; ATP-dependent chromatin remodeler activity
Source: RefSeq, a predicted model, not a curated record